AUGGGGCAGGGGUAUUUGACGAGCCCCGUUCCAAACCCACCCAUCGUGUCACCUCGAGCUGCCACGAAACGUGCGCAGCUCCCCGUCACGACGUCUUCCACAAAGCGCCGUAAGGUAGCAGAGCCUCGCGGACCAGGAUCGCUUCCGGGUUUGUCGUCUGCCUCGCAGGCCGGAAGACGUCACGGCUCCGACAAGUCCUCCUCCUCGCCCUCCCGCCGCCCUUCCUCUCUGCCCCGAUCGCGUCGCAGUCAGAGCUCCUCUACCUCACCUCGCCGUUACGUUCCCGCUCAUCUUCAGGGCCAGACCCUCGGAACCAACGCCGCCCAGCCCACCGCGCGCUCGCCCACCCCCUCCGCCGCCUGCGCCGGCCUGACCCUUCACAGCGAUCCCGCGACCGACAUGUCCGGCUCCGACGAGAAGGGGGAGAUCAACCUCCCGCCCGCCUCACCCGACGCUCACGAGUCGCCCGAAGCCGACAAGGACUUGGAUAUGGACCUGGUUCCGACCCAGAAGGACACCGAGCCCCGGUCCGACCUCCCGGACGCCAUCGAGACCGCGGGCUCCGGCGACGACAACUCCACCGGAAACGACCACAGCUCCGCGUCGGACGCCGUGUAUCCCACCCCUUCCAGCACGUCCACCUAUACCGCCCCUACUGAGACCCGCGCCCAGGCCGAAGCGGAGGCCGGCACCAAGUCCGCCGAACAACCCUCCUACGAUGACCAGGUCGCGCAGGUGACCCGGUUCAUGAUGCAGCCGGUCGAGGAGAUGCAGAAGGGAUACGUGGUGUCGACAUCGUGGCUGAAACGAGUGUAUUCGCGCAGCGCGACCCAUGCCGACAAAGCGGACAAAGCAGCGAUGGAAGGAGAGAUCGGCCCCGUGGACAAUUCCGACAUCGUUUUGGUCACGGACCCUAUGAAUGCGGGCUUCAAGGACGAACACGACGAGCCAUAUGUCCCUCUCCGGCCGGGCUUGCAAAUGGGAGAGGAUUUCGAGAUCAUCCCGCAAGGGGGCUGGGAUCUGAUCAUGCAGUGGUACGGACUGGCAGACCAGUCUCCGGCCAUCGUCCGCUACGCUCACAACACCGCGCCGUCCGGCGACCAUAUCAACAUUCAAUAUGAAAUCAACCCUCCCAUCUACACUAUCUUGAAGCUCACCAACUCGUCCGCGGGCACGACCACCAAGGCGCUGAAGGAAAAGAGCAUGCCCCCGGCGAGAACCCUGGCCAGCCGACACGCCAACUUCCAAAAAUGGUUGAAGCACGCAAAAGAACUGGCAUGUGUUGACAUGUCGACCAAGGUCCGUGUGUGGAGGGUUCUCGGGGGUCUCGGCAGUGCCACCGCAUCCGCCGCAGCCACCCCGGCCGCAUCUCGCAGUGCGUCACCGGCCCCGUCCGCAUCCCUUAUGGUCAACGCCGGAAACAGUCUGGUGCUCGAUCUGAACACCUUCCUUUCACUCGCCGAGGGAUCCCAACGCGAAGUGCUCGAGGGUAUCAAGGAUCAGACCGCCAACCCCAAUUACAAUGGUCGCAUGACUCUGGAUGGCGCGGGCCUCGGCGGCAGUGAAGUAGUCGUGCUGGAGGAGAAGCUUCCGGGAGCCAACGGCGAGUGGGUGUCCGAGGCCUCCAAGCAGACGCUGAACCGUCUGGGUGUGCCAGCCGGCAAUCUGAAGGCCGCCGCUGCCACCAAGUCGAAAGCGAAGAGCCCCGCCAGCAGUGGGCGGUCCUCUCCGGUCUUGGAGCCGCUCAGGGGAAGACGUAAGGACGGAAAACCGCGCGGCUGCACCGGUCUGAGCAACCUCGGCAACACCUGCUAUAUGAACUCUGCUCUACAGUGCGUUCGCAGUGUGGAGGAACUCACCUACUACUUCCUGAAUGACGUCUACAAGCAGGAUCUCAAUCCCCAGAACCCGUUGGCCCACAACGGCGAAGUGGCCAAGGCGUAUGCGAACUUGCUGCGCCAGAUAUACGAUGAAAACGCCCAGUCUUCCUUCGCGCCGCGCCAGCUCAAACAUACCAUCGGCCGCUACGGUCCGGCGUUCUCCGGGUACGGGCAGCAGGAUUCCCAGGAAUUCCUUCUGUUCCUUCUCGACGGUCUGCAGGAGGAUUUGAACCGCAUCAUGAAGAAGCCGUACAUCGAAAAGCCGGACUCCACCGACGAUAUGGUAACUGACAGGGCGAAGCUCCAUGAGUUUGCCGACACGUGCUGGGAUAUCUACAAGGCCCGCAACGACUCGGUCAUUACCGACCUGUUUGCUGGCAUGUACAAGUCGACCCUUGUCUGCCCGGAGUGCAACAAGGUUAGCAUCAUCUUUGACCCAUUCAACAACCUCACUCUGCAGCUUCCGAUUGAGAACAUGUGGGGCAAGGAGAUCUUUUACUUUCCUCUGGGCAAGAAGCCUGUGCUCAUCGAUGUCGAGAUCGACAAGCAUGCCAGCAUCAAGUCGCUGAAGGAACUGGUUGCGAAGAAGAUGGGCUCUGACCCUCAGAGAUUGGUCAUGUCGGAAAUCUACAAGAACAAGUUCUACAAGCUGUUUGACAACACGAGCUCGAUCGCGGAUUGCCAGAUCAGCGGCAAUGAUGACAUUGGCAUCUACGAGGUGGAGUCCGUGCCUACGAACUACAACCCGGACCGGUCGCCCAAGACCUACGUCUCAUUCAGUCGCUCCGACCACGAGGAGGUUCCCGCGAUUGACUCGCCCCGGGCCGACCGGAUGCUCGUCCCCAUCUUCAACCGGUGGGAGAAGCCGCGCGGAAACAACCCCAACAACCCCAAGAACAUGCAGCGGACGCUGUUCGGCGUGCCGUCGUACGUGGUCAUCAACCGCGAGGAGUUUGGCGAUUACGACACGAUCUUCCGAAAGGUCCUGGCGCAGCUUGCCCCCAUGAGCACCCGCAAUGUCCUGGAGGAGCAGCGCGUGAUCGAUGCCAACCAGGAAGACUCCGACACCGUCGUCAUGAACGAAGAUGAUGCGGAGUCGGCGGACUCCAAGAUCAAGACGGCUUCCGUAGACGGCGAGGACGGCAUGGUCGACGUUUCGAUGCGCGAGUCGGAUGACUCCCCCAGCGACCCCCCGGCUGGCCCUGAGAGCACCAUCCCCCCCAACCUCCGCGGUCUCUUUGAGAUGAAGAUCUUCAAGUCGAACGAGGUGGUGCCGUCGGGCUUUUCGUCUCUGGAUGAACACAAGGAGUACCCUAAGAUGUCAUUUAGAAUCAAGGCACCCGUGGCGAAGAAGCCGAAGAAGUCUAACCUGGAGCAGGCUGCGCAACAGGCCAGUGACGAAGAGGCAUCUGCCGACAAGGGCUCCGACAGUGGUGAGCCGGAUAGCCCGACACCUCCCAAGCCCAAGCCUCCGAUGAUCCGCCCCGGUGAAGGUAUUGUGGUGGAGUGGAGCGCCGCGGCCUAUGAUGCUCUUUUCGCCUCGGUUUCCGGCAAAGAGACUGAACUUCGUGGUGCGCCGACCUGGACCGACGUGGAACGGUUGCCCGAUCCGGAACUCUCCAAGCGCCGUGCCCUCCGUCAGCACCGCAAGAAGAAGGGAGUGACGCUCAACGAAUGUCUGGACGAGUUCAACAAGGAGGAAGUCCUGUCGGAGAAUGACGCAUGGUACUGCCCUCGUUGCAAGGAACAUCGUCGGGCCAGCAAGAAGUUUGAGCUGUGGAAGACGCCGGACAUCCUCGUCAUGCAUCUCAAGAGGUUCAGCGCUAGCCGCGGAUUCCGUGACAAGCUGGACGUUCUCGUCGACUUCCCGGUGGAGGGCCUGGACAUGACCGGCCGCGUCGAAGCGCCAGAGGAUGGUAAGGGCUUGAUCUACGACCUCUUUGCGGUUGACAACCACUACGGUGGACUCGGCGGCGGACACUACACGGCGUAUGCGAAGAACUUUAUGAGCGGCCAGUGGAACGAGUACAACGAUUCUUCGGUGUCCAAAGCGAUCGAUCCCGAGGCCGUGGUCACCUCGUCGGCUUAUCUGCUAUUCUACCGGCGCCGUUCGGAGCGGCCGCUGGGCGGCAAGGUGCUGGAGGAGGUCACGGAUGCGUCGACGCGUCCAAACAGCGACUCGGAAUCGCUCACGGAGUCUCGUUGUCCAUCCCCGUCGGGGGAAGGCCGGCGUCUCGGCGGCUCCUCCCGACUUGGGUCGUCGAGCGCCUUAACCGGAGCCGGAGCAGCUCACCAAUCGGGAGAUGGUGGUUUGCAAACUGGAAUCCCAGCGAAGAACGAUGAUGAUGAUGAUGAUGAUGACGCGCCCCCGGAGUAUUCAUCCCGACAGGAAGGUAUGGAUUUCGAGGAAGAGUUCGGCGACGACGCACCACCCAGCUCGCGCCAGCCCCACCACGACCCGCCCUCGUGGUCGUUCGAUCGCGCCGCCGAUGCAGAUACAGAUACAGAUGCUCACGCUCACGGCCCUUCACAGAUCCACCCAGCCGAGCCUGACGACAUCUCGUCGUGGCCCUUCGAUCGCGUCGCCGCCGGCACGGACCGUCAGAUGCACAUGCACCCCAACACCGACGACGAGGACCUGCUCGACGACAACGCCAGCAACCAGGCCGUCGGCGACGGCGACGUCAGCGACCCCGACCUCCGCAUGGCCUCGCUCAUGGACAGCCCCGCCGGCGCCGCCUACCCGGGAACGCCCGUCGAGGAGACCUUCCAGGAUAUCUCUCCCUUCGGGGACGGGGAUGACGAUGAAGACGAGCUGCCUGUUGUGGAGCUGACGGUGACGGAUGAGUAG
This is a messenger RNA of Aspergillus heteromorphus CBS 117.55, 4731 nucleotides long. Its product is annotated as putative ubiquitin-specific protease UBP12. The record is from RefSeq and is a predicted model, not a curated record. The transcript has 5 exons. Gene Ontology annotation, molecular function: cysteine-type deubiquitinase activity. NCBI's taxonomy places the organism in Eukaryota, Fungi, Ascomycota, Eurotiomycetes, Eurotiales, Aspergillaceae. The coding region runs from base 1 to 4731 and encodes 1576 amino acids. Gene Ontology annotation, biological process: protein deubiquitination.